UAAUGCUCGCGAGACUUGCUUUUGACAACAGACUCCACCAGAGAUCAGGACCAGAAACAGUAGAGGAGCGGAAUGGAGGAGGACAAGAGAAGACGAGCAGCAGGCUCGUCCUGUGAUAGCAGCGAUGUUGAGAAACAGGGAGGAGGCGACAAACUCAAGCCUCACCGCUGUGUGUUCUGUGACAAAUCCUUCGCAUUACCCAGAACUUUAUGGGUUCAUUUAAGAGUUCACAAUGGGGUGAAACCAUACAAGUGUGACCUCUGUGAGAAAGCUUUCACCACUCAGGGUCAACGAAAGAUCCAUCGACGUAUUCACACCGGAGAGAAACCGUACAGCUGUGAUCUGUGUGGGAAAUCUUUCACCACUGGAGGCCAACAAAGAAGGCAUCAGUACGUGCACACUGGAGAGAAACCGCACAGCUGUGACCAAUGUGGGAAAACUUUUGGUGUGGCAGCUCAUCUAAAUGCUCACCUACGUAUUCACACUGGAGAGAGACCGUACAUGUGUGACCAAUGUGGGAAAUGUUUUCACUCCAGCGGCUAUCUGAAAGUCCAUCAGCGCAGUCACACGGGAGAGAAACCAUACAGCUGUGAGAAGUGUGAGAAAGCUUUCAUCACUGUAAGUCAACUAGAAGCUCACAAACGUGUUCACACUGGAGAGAGACCUUUUGUUUGUGGCUACUGUGGGAAAGCUUUCGCUGUUCAAGGAACUUUAGACAAACACCAACGCUCACACUUAAGAAAAACAACUGAGGUGUGAACAAUGGGGGAAAAGGUUUUCUCGCAGAGGCUGCCUUAUAGUCCACCAACGCAUUCAUACAGGAGAGAAACCAUACUAGGGGUUUAAUGAUUUAAUUUAAUUUAAUUUAAUUUAAUUUAAUGAUCAACAAUAUAAUAUCAGCGAUACCGUGAAGACAUCAUAGCACAUCGUUAUUAUUAGGAUACACUUUUAUUUUGAAAGUCUGUGUUACCGUCAAACAGCAGCUGGCAGAAAAUGCCAUGCAGCCAAGAGAAAGACAACGAGAAUAACGUUAUUUACUCUGAAUAAAUCAACAGUGUGGAAAUAAUUUGGAUUAUGGAGAGAAUAUGGGUCAUCAGACAAAGAACAUGCCGUAUGCAAACAACGCUGUUAUGUGAUAAAACAUGAUGUACCUGCCUGGACAGGCAUCUGAUCCUGCUAGCUUCUCACUACAGCAACAUCAGCUGCUCGGUUUCAACAAUGCCAGGCUGGAAUUCAACAGCUGUUCUAUCGGGAGAUUCUGUGACUUAAACCAAUGACGAAAAAGUACAAAUAAUAUGUUUUAGUAAAAAUUAUGAGUAGGGAAAAAGUCCGCUAGCUGCAAGGCUAGUUACUGCACUUUAGAAAUGCUUAAAGUAAUAAUAGCGACUAGCGAAAAUAUUUUACAUGUCUCUGAACCUUGACAGUUACUACUGAGCUUAAUUUUGUGUUUUGUUGAAUUAUCUUGUUUUAUGGCCGUUAGGAGACGUUUGUGAAGUCUGAGGAAGAGUUGUAGCUUCUAAACGGGAGCUGAUCCGUGUGCGGACCUAUUUGUUUUCUACGUUGUUUGGAGAAGUUUGUCUUCGGGGAUUUAAGCCACAUAGCUCUGAAGUUUUAUGAAACAGAGGAUGGUUUGGGUUCAAAUGAAAAGAUAUCUUCCAGAAAGGUCUCUCUCUCUUGUCGGUGUGUUAGUGGAGUCAGUUUAAGGAAAACUUAACUGCAUUGAAACAUGUUUUUACAUUAUUAAUGUGUUGUUUUUGUUUUUAGCGGCUGAACGUAAACGUGGAAGGGAUGACGGUAGUGAUGGUCAAAUGAAGCCUCAUGAACCAUUUACUUUAUUUUCUGACUUCACCAGAUGGCGCUCUUGUUUUAAAGAUAAAGGCUGAAGGAAAGGCAAUGAGGUGUGCUUUCAAACCUUUGUUGAACAGACAGCGCCAUCCAGUGGCUUCAGAAAAUAAAGACAGUGGUUCACGAAGCCUCAUUUGGCCAUCACUAGAUGACGGCACUUUCCGUCACCAGUUAUGUUAAAUGAUUUGAUGAUAUUGUUUCAUAUCAAUCGCAGGCCCCUGAAUUGAAUAAAAUCAAAUUGAAAUUGUAUUGUGGCUGAAGGUUUAAUGUCGUCAAAUACUGUAUUGUUGCCCAAAGAAUCGAUAAAAUGUCGUAUCGUGAUGAAACCAGUGAUUCACACCAUUAGUGCCCAUUUACUGCUCAACGUUAGAUGCGUACACAGGCGGAGCCUCCUGUCCGUACUCUGCGUUAAUUUCAUUAGUAUUUGUGAAGGUUUUCGGAAAGCUUAGAGAUUUGGAUGAAACGCAGCAGAACCAGCGGCGAUCAUGACGGCAGUGUGGACCGCCUGGAGAUGACGAAGACAUUUAGAAAUGGAGGAACGGAACAAAUCGGUAAUAUAGUGAGACGAAUAUUCCGUCCACGUUGUGAUGCGUUUAAUGACCUCGCAGGGCACCAUCAUGGAAAACAUAGAAAGGUCAUGGAAUUUUAUAAUCUCAUUUUCCAGGCCUGGAAAACUCAGAAUUAUUUUUAAAAAAAAAUCAUUGAAAGUUUUGGAAAACUCAAGAAUUUUGUUGCCUGUGAUGAAGUUAAUUGUCACAGUAAUCUUACGGUGAUAACCUUUGUCAUGUGACAUAACUGAAUUUAUUUUCUGUAAGUCAGACGCCGACAUAACGAAGCUCUAUGUGUGCAGAAAUGUACCGUAACCAUGCCGACAGGUGCAGCAGACACAGUGAGGUUCAUUAUAUGAGGUCCUUGAAAGGUCGUGGAAAAGUUUUGAAAUUUGUAUGAACUCUGCUCUGUUUAAAGGAGCAUUAUUACGACCUCCUCCACUGUCGCCUCGUUUGCUGUCGUUUAAACUUCUGACUCCGCCCUCUGCUGCCAUCUAUUGGCUGAAUCUGUGACAUCAUAAAGGACGCAAUGAUGUUGUUCGCCUGUCCAUGAAAGAUUCAGAUUUACCUCCAAGGUUUUUGUCUCCACUGUCACUGUCUUUGCCUGUUGGUGGUGUAAACCCUAACCAGGGACAGUGGUCACACAUCAGUCAUGGCUGGAAACAUUGUUUACAUCACAUCUAGUUUGUAGAAUUUAUGUGAAGCAAUGUGUUAUGCAUUUGUCAAAUAAACAAGUGUUGAGAUCA
Epinephelus lanceolatus (giant grouper) is the source of this 3139-nucleotide messenger RNA. RefSeq lists its product as uncharacterized. Gene Ontology annotation, molecular function: DNA-binding transcription factor activity; RNA polymerase II cis-regulatory region sequence-specific DNA binding. The record is from RefSeq and is a predicted model, not a curated record. Gene Ontology annotation, biological process: regulation of transcription by RNA polymerase II. Lineage: Eukaryota; Metazoa; Chordata; Actinopteri; Perciformes; Serranidae.